Molecule: messenger RNA, 676 nt
Organism: Nilaparvata lugens (brown planthopper)
Lineage: Eukaryota; Metazoa; Arthropoda; Insecta; Hemiptera; Delphacidae
Exons: 4
Coding region: 194-607 (137 amino acids)
Source: RefSeq, a predicted model, not a curated record
UUUCGGCUAAUUUCGUGGUUACUUCUAAUUGGGUAAGACACAAAAAACGAAAAGGUAUGCCACAAAUUUAAAAGUAUUUGUGUUGCCCAGUGUUGAGUGUCAGUCCCAGUGUGCCAGUGUCAGUGUCAGUUUGAGUGUUCAGUCUCAAUCAAGUGUUCAGGACAAUAUCAACUAACAAAGCAGUUGGAAAACAAUGUUGAUGAUGCGUGAGAAGUGCCUCGCUGUAGAGGUAUUCACUUGGACGUUAAUUGUUUUGCUAGCAGUUGAGGCGGCUAGAGGAUCAUCAACCCCACCACCGACCGCUCCAUCAACCACACUAACCCCGCAACAGGAAAGAACAGGAAGACAAUGGAAUUUGAAUUUGGCAGAAGCAGACUACAUCGCUAUAGCAACCUUUCAUAAAAUUGCUGAACAAGAUAUGUGGAAAAAUCUACUUGAACAAACGAUGCCUUCAUCCCUGGUUGGCGAAGUUAUAGAAAAUUUCAAGACAAAAUAUGAUUUCACUGGAAAUGGUAAAUACUCUAUUAAAUUUAUCUAUUCAUGUCAAUAUCAUGGAUUUGAAUGUCUACUAUUAUUUUAUAGUGAGGUUCACUUUGAACCUGUCUAGAAUUGCUUAUACUGUAUGGGCUACUGUAAUCGACAUUAUUUCUUGAAGAAAUUUAUUGGAGCUUCAAAA